Messenger RNA from Carlito syrichta (Philippine tarsier), 645 nucleotides. RefSeq names its product 60S ribosomal protein L11-like. The record is from RefSeq and is a predicted model, not a curated record. Lineage: Eukaryota; Metazoa; Chordata; Mammalia; Primates; Tarsiidae. Gene Ontology annotation, cellular component: cytosolic large ribosomal subunit; ribosome. Gene Ontology annotation, biological process: translation. Gene Ontology annotation, molecular function: structural constituent of ribosome; RNA binding. Bases 1 to 645 code for a protein of 214 amino acids. The transcript has 2 exons.
AUGGAGCUGAAGAGUAUGGAGAGUGUCACCAGCAUCUCGACCAGCGUUCUCUUGCUGUUCUCCAUCACGGCACAGGUUCGAGGUGAAAAGGAGAACCCCAUGCAGGAACUUCGCGUUCGCAAACUCUGCCUCAACAUCUGUGUGGGGGAGAGUGGAGACAGACUGACCCGGGCAGCCAAGGUUUCGGAGCAGCUCACAGGCCAGACUCCUGCGUUUUCCAAAGCUAGAUACACUGUCAGAUCCUUUGACAUCAGGAGAAAUGAAAAGAUUGCCAACCACCGCACAGCUCGAGGGGCCAAGGCAGAAGAAAUCCCGAAGAAAGGGCUGAUGGUGCAGAAGUCUGAACUAAGAAAAAAUAGGUUCUCAGAUACUGGAAACUUUGGUUUGGGGAUCCAGGAAUACAUCAUUCUGGGUAUCAAAUAUGACCCAAGCAUGGGCAUCUCCGGCCUAGAUUUCUAUGUGGUGCUGGGCAGGCCAGGUGUCAGCAGUGCCACCAAGAAGCACAGAGCAGGCUGCACCGGGGCCAAACGCAGAACCAGCAAAGAGGCAGCCAUGCGCUGCUUUCAGCACAUGUAUGAUGGGAUCACCCUUCCCAGCAAACAAAUGCCGUCUCUGUCCAAAAGGCCAAUAAAACAUUUUCAGUGA